Molecule: messenger RNA, 1179 nt
Organism: Ictalurus furcatus (blue catfish)
Lineage: Eukaryota; Metazoa; Chordata; Actinopteri; Siluriformes; Ictaluridae
Product: piwi-like protein 1
Exons: 9
Coding region: 205-1113 (302 amino acids)
Biological process (GO): regulatory ncRNA-mediated gene silencing
Cellular component (GO): P granule
Molecular function (GO): piRNA binding
Source: RefSeq, a predicted model, not a curated record
GUUAGUAUUAGUUCUGGCCGGUUUGGACCCAAAAUAAAAUGUAUCAGUAUGAAGCAGGCGGUGACGGCGCACUGAUUCACUCUCGGAGCUCGGUUCACUAAUGACCGAAUCACUGAGGAACCGACCAAAGAUAUCUCACACCCGCACGGAGAAAAAGAACAAGAGGAGAAGUCUGACUGAUAAGAUGCGCACGACUUUAACAUCAUGAAGGACCUUUCCACUCACACCAGACUGACCCCAGAACAGUGGGAGAACCGCCUCAACAGAUUCAUCAACAACAUGAGCAGGAAUGCCAGUGUUCAGACUACACUCAGCACAUGGGGUCUAAGCUUUGAGAACAAGCUGCUGAAUCUGACUGGAAGAGUUCUUCCUGCUGAGAGGAUCCUACAGGGAGCGAGAGCAUAUGAGUACAACCCAUGUGACGCGGAUUGGUCUAAAGAGAUGCGAGGUCUUCCUCUGAUGACCAGCAUGCCUCUGGAGAUCUGGCUGCUGUCCCAUACGCGCCGUAACGCUGACGUCGCUCACUCACUGCUGCAGACCCUCAACAAAGUGCCCGUGGGCAUCCACCUUCAGAGGCCGGGAAUGACGGAGUACGAUGAUCGACAGGAGGCUCUGCAGCAGAGAGUGGUGCAACAGGUUCAGAUGGUGGUUGUGAUCCUGUCAACCAACCGUAAGGAUAAAUACGAUUGCGUGAAGAAGUACCUGUGUGUGGACUGUCCCACUAGAAGCCAGUGUGUGGUGGCUCACACCCUCAGCAGACCUCAGACCCUCAUGACCAUAGCCACAAAGAUCUCCUUGCAGAUGAACUGCAAGAUGGAAGGAGAGCCGUGUAGCGUCGAGAUCCCGUUGAAGCACCUGAUGAUGUUUGUAUCGACUGCUACCACGACAGUGCCGCAGGAAAGAGAUCCAUCGGUGCACUGGUGGCCAGCCUCAACCCGGGCAUGUCCAGCUGCGCUGAAGGCCUACUUCAAAUACAACAAAUGUUUGCCGUCACGCAUCGUGGUGUACCGAGACGGCGUGGGCGACGGCGUGCUGCUGAGCGUAGUCGACUAUGAAGUGCCUCAGUUCACGCAGUCCACCAAGGCCAUGGGUGAAGAUUACGCGUCUUUCUGAUCGCAGCUUCAGGUUGCGUUCGGUGUGUUUUAAACACUGAUGGCUUGAUUCGUCAGGUACAACUUC